CCUACCCCAUCUCCGCCCCGAUGCGAGCGGUACUGCCGGGGAGACCCCCGACGAAGCUCCAAUCCUUCAGCACUGCGCUGUGGGAGGGGAUUCGCAUCGUUGCGUACAUAUCCGGCCAUGCACUGGUUGUCCUCGGCGGUCCGCACCAGCUCCUCCAAACCAUCUACGUCGACGACACCGAAGCCCUGGAGGCGGUCACAAUCGAUGAGGUCUCGGGCAAGAUUGCUGUCUGCGGAGGUCCCGACGUGUUCAUAUACCAGCCGUACGGAAUCCAGCAUGAGACAUUGAAGUGGUCUCUAGUGCAAACAUUUCGCAGCGAAGAUGACGACGAGACGAUCCACACCCUGUCGUGGGGCUCCUCGGAGGAGCUGCUCCUGGGCAAUUCACACCUCACCCUCUGGUUCCUGAACGAUACGCCGCGCCAGGUGUGGAAGCAGAAGGUCGCCGCUCCGGUCAAGUUUGCGCAAUUCUCGCCGGAUGCGACGAUUUUGGUCACCACGGGGCACUACGAUCGCAUGGCCAAAGUCUGGCGGCGACUCGCGUUCGGCACCGACAUCCGGUUCGAGGUGUCGUAUCUUUCCCAUCCGACCGUUGUGACGGGGAUUCACUGGCGCAGACCAUACCAUCGGGAACAGUCGAUGGAGAAUGUUUUCUAUACGUUGUGCGCGGACAACAAGAUCCGGGUGUGGGCGACCAUCGACCACCACGCGCCGAGCGCCCUGCAGCUGUGGGCGCAGAUCGAUAUGGCUGCGUCGGUUCAGCCGAGACACACGGAGGAGAAUGAGAUCACCCGUCGGUAUGGAUUUAUAGUCGAUAGCCGGGACUUUUGCGUCGCGACGGAGCGGGCCGUGCAGAGAGGCACCGGGAACAAAGGCAACCACGCGCUGGAGCAUAUCAUUGAGGUUGCGAACAAGAGUCCGGAAGUCUGUGUGGUGCUAGACGGGCAGGGACAUAUGUCGGCCUGGGCGUUGGAGGAUGUCGGAUCCAAGGCCAAAUCGGAGUUGAAUAUGUUCAACAUCCUGCAUGUGGAAGGCUUGAAUUUCUCGCUGAUGCCGGGAAUCACCGUGGAGGAGGACUAUGCGCAGCUGUGUGCGUUUCAGGGCGCAGAGCCAGGCGACUCCAUCAGUGUUCUAGUCCAUCACUUUGACGGUCGGAUCGAAUGGUACGAGUCCCCGGUGGAUGUUCUAUUCGAUCCAGCCCCGCGCAAAAACCGAAUUUCCCUGAAGGCGUCAUGGACCGGACACAACGGGCCCAUCAAGAAAAUUGUUCGAAAUGCGAUCGGUCAUACACUGGCCUCGCGCACGGAUGACAGCAAGGCGUUGAUCUGGAGGCAGAAGCGGCGAGAUACUGGCACGGCGCUCCUUCGGCAGAGCACGCUGCUUUCGGACGAACACAUCCAUCGCAGCUGUGUGCUCGAAGACGGGGAUUUUCUGGUCAAUCUUCACCACAAUGGGAUCUCCUUUUGGGAUAUUCGUCCGUUCCAUGCAAAAAAGCUUGCGUCUACGACGUUCAAAUUAUCUGGAAAGCCCCUCUGCGUGUUGCCCAUUCCGACUGCGGAAAAGAACGGGGUCGUGUAUAUAGCUACUAUCGCGGCUGGCAUGGAUGGGAUAGUCUGGGAGUUUCGACUGCCGACUGCAGAGCAAGCAAACGGGAAGCGAGAUGGGGCUCAAUGCCAGCUUCGGAAAUUCUGUGAUUUCCAUCUAGGGCUGGAUGAGGAUAUGGCUUACAUCCUGCCCGUCGACCCAGCAGGCCGUAAAUCCGAGAUGUCUGGGUUCUUUGACCUCUUUUCGCCGGAUAUAGCGCUGUCCUACACCAAGACUGGCAUUGUCCGGACGUGGACGGCCAAGAUCGAUAAGGUCCAUAGCCGCGUUGAGUGGCUCUUGACGUCGACGGCCGAGACGGGCAUUGCGAACCCAUCCCUUGCCAGUGGGAGCUCCAUCAAGAAAGCCGCCCUCGUGGAUGAAGACCGGACGCACUUGACGAUCUGGGAUAUGAACGAUGCACAGCUGGAGUUUGAGGAGCAUUUCUCGCAGGGAGACAUCAUCCGCGACCUUGACUGGACGUCCACACCAGAUAUGCAGUCCAUUCUGGCCGUUGGAUUUCCCCACAAAGUGAUACUCCUGUCUCAACUUCGAUACGACUACCUUGACUCCCGCCCGUCGUGGACGCAGAUCCGCGAGAUCUGGAUUCGCGAUCUCACGCCUCAUCCCAUCGGGGACUCCUGUUGGCUUAGCAAUGGCUGCCUCGCCAUUGGGGCUGGAAACCAACUUUUUGUAUAUGGCAAUGAAAUCGACACUGCUGAUCACCUGGUAUCUCAGCUACGUAUACCAGCGCGUGGCUCGUCUACGGUGGAUCUCUUUGAGGUCGUCAGCAGGCUGAACGGGCCGCUGCCCGUUUUCCAUCCCCAGUUUCUGGCGCAGUGUAUCCUGAGCGGAAAAACCAAUCUGGUGCACUCGGUGCUCAUGAACCUCCACCGCAAACUCAAAUUCCACACAGACGGGGACGACCUCGAUGGUUUCCUGGAUAUGCCGGUGGAGGACUUCUGGGUGGAACAUGAUACGCCGCAGAAAGCCACGUCCAAGGAGAUGAAUUCCUCCUAUGCGGAUAUUUCAAUAGAGGAUGAGUCUCUGGUAGUGGACGAGAACACGGCUUUGAUCCUGAAUGAAAACCUGGCACGCUUUGCCUUACCGCAGCUUUCCAGCCAGGAGCAGUUCCGUCUUGUCGACACGAUCGAAUGUGUUGCUACAGUUGAAAAACACCGACGCUCGAUGGACGACAACGCGGCCCGCUACCUUCUCUUUUUCCGACAGCACAUGCUGCGCAGGUCGCAGGGCGUGGCGAACAAAGAUCGGGUUUCCUGGCGAGAGAUUGUCUGGGCAUUUUACAGUGGGAGCCAGGAUAUCCUGGUCGACCUCGUGUCACGACAGUUUGGCGGCAAAAUGACGUGGAAGUCGGCUCGGGAGAGCGGGAUAUUUAUGUGGUUGUCGAACCCUGCUGCAGUGCGAGCCCAACUGGAGGUGGUUGCUCGCAACGAAUAUACCAGCACAGAAGAAAGAAACCCGAUCGACUGCUCGCUAUACUACCUUGCCCUCAAGAAGAAGAACGUUCUCCAAGGCCUCUGGCGGAUGGCCCAUUGGCACCGCGAGCAAAACGCGACGCAACGCCUGCUCUCCAACGACUUCCAGGAGGAGCGAUGGAAGACGGCGGCGUUGAAGAACGCCUACGCCUUGCUUGGGAAGCGAAGAUUCGAAUACGCCGCCACUUUCUUCCUUCUUGCAGGCCACCUCCGCGAUGCCGCCCUCGUCUGCAUCAACCAAGUCGGCGAUCUCCAACUCGCCAUCGCAAUCACCCGCGCGUACGAAGGAGAUGACGGCCCUGUCCUGAAGGAGAUCCUCGAAGAGAGGGUCCUCCCAGAGGCCGCCUCAGACGGAAACCGCUGGAUGGCCUCCUGGGCAUUCUGGAUGCUGGGUCGUCGUGGCAUGGCCGUCCGGUCACUAAUCUCCCCCGUCGAGUCGCUCAUCCCCGAAACCCCCGCCUCCCCCGGCAGCCCAGGGAUGAUCCCCCUGCAAGCCAAAUCCUACCUCUCCAACGACCCUGCCCUGGUCGUCCUCUACAAACAACUCCGCGAAAAGACCCUACAGACCAUCAAAGGCGCCUCGAAAGUCUCCGCCCAGUCCGAGUGGAACUUCAUCAUCCGCAACGCGCGUCUCUACGACCGCAUGGGCUGCGACCUGCUCGCCCUGGACCUGGUCCGCCACUGGGAAUUCCUCGCCCCCCAGCCCCCCAAGGGCCAGGACCGCCCACUGGACCUGCAAGACCACGAGCUGGAUUACCGCAAGAUGCUCCGUCGGAGAAGCAGUCUCGUCGUUGCGGAUCUGCCAGUUAGGGAUAAUCUUACUCUGGCGCAGAAGAUCCAGCCGCCGGCGGCGUCGACACAGACACAGACACAGACACAGACGCAGAAGCCGAAGCCGAAGCCCCCGCCGACAAUGUUUCAUGAGCCGGAUGCGAACUCGUUGCUUGAUAGCUUUGGGUUUUAGGUGCGGUAGUUGGGUGGUGGGUGAUUGGGUGAGCGAGUAGUGAGUUACUGAAUAAUGUGUGUUUGCAUUUAUUUGCAGUAUCAACUUGGGGGUUGUCGCUGUCCGUGUCCUUUUUCCAUGACUACUUCUUGUAUCAUAUAGUAUUUUAGUUUAUUCUAUGUCAGCUCGUAUGGAUUGCUGUCAAGAGUGUAAUACCAAAG
This is a messenger RNA of Aspergillus heteromorphus CBS 117.55, 4240 nucleotides long. Its product is annotated as WD repeat protein. Gene Ontology annotation, biological process: vacuolar acidification. NCBI's taxonomy places the organism in Eukaryota, Fungi, Ascomycota, Eurotiomycetes, Eurotiales, Aspergillaceae. Gene Ontology annotation, molecular function: protein binding. Bases 21 to 4040 code for a protein of 1339 amino acids. The record is from RefSeq and is a predicted model, not a curated record. Gene Ontology annotation, cellular component: RAVE complex. The transcript is spliced from 7 exons.